UCAAGUGGAUGACACGAUAAUGCAAUCCCCCACCGCACCCCCAAUUGGGCAACAUUCGGACAAUCCAAAUCACGGGCGAUAAGCAGGGAAGGAUUUGGACAAUCGAAACAGGAAGUCAGUCGUGCACGCUCCGCCUGUCUAACCUAAUCCUCCGAUCAAUCACGUCCCUAAGUCUCGUACAAUGUCCACCCUCGCGCUGCCACCCUGCUGCACCUUCAAACGCGGCGGCAUAAGAUCUCCCUCACACUUCUCUUCUUCCAAGCUCAUCUCUAAACCAUUUGGUCUGAAGUCCUCGAGCAGCUUUCGCACAACUGCAAUGGCUGUCUACAAAGUGAAGCUCAUCAGUCCGGAGGGCGAGGAGGCAGAGUUCGAAGCUCCAGAUGACACCUACAUCCUCGACUCGGCGGAGAAAAACACGAACCUGGACCUUCCAUAUUCAUGCCGAGCCGGAGCCUGCUCCUCAUGUGCAGGUUUAAUUGUCUCAGGUUCUGUUGAUCAAUCCGAUGGAUCCUUUCUUGAUGAAUCACAGAUGGAGAAAGGUUAUGUCUUGACCUGCGUUGCUUACCCCACCUCCGAUUGCGUCAUCCAAACCCACAAGGAAUCGGAGCUUUAUUAGGUAAGAUGCGCCCUGAUCCAAUCUCCCAAUGUUAGGAUUUAAUCUCUCUCAUAAAAGACAUGGCUUUAUAUUUUUGUUGGAAUAGUUUUGAUGAUGAUGGUGAUGAUGUUUCUCAUGCCCAGUUUUGUAUUUGUUAGCUGAGGGUCUGCAUGUGAUGCACUGUUAGCGCUAGUAUGUUGAAUGAUGUGACGCUGUGAAUGGCUUACAA
Molecule: messenger RNA, 824 nt
Organism: Phalaenopsis equestris
Lineage: Eukaryota; Viridiplantae; Streptophyta; Magnoliopsida; Asparagales; Orchidaceae
Product: ferredoxin, root R-B2-like
Exons: 2
Coding region: 182-616 (144 amino acids)
Biological process (GO): electron transport chain
Molecular function (GO): 2 iron, 2 sulfur cluster binding; electron transfer activity
Source: RefSeq, a predicted model, not a curated record